AAAAGGUGAAAAAGACGAUUCUCCCUUCAAAACCCAAACCAGUUUCUUAAAGAAAACCCAUCCCACCAAACCCCAUUAAACCUAAUACAUAUUUCCAGCUCCUUUCCUUUCUCCUUCUCUCUCUCUCUGUCUCUAUAUCACCACUGCUAUCUUCCCUCACUAUUCACGCUUUCGUCAUAUCAUGUGGCAACCUCGCCGGAAAACGCCUUCCUUUCUCUCAGACUCUGCACCGAUGAAGUACAGCGGGAGUGGCCGGAAAAGCAACAACCUCUCCAUCUUUGUCGUUGUCUUCUCCAUCUUUCUCUUCRCGGGUUUCAUGUACAAUGAGGACGUCAAAUCGAUCGCAGAGUUUCCGUUCUCGAGGCCCAAAACCCAGGAACUCGAGCAAAACCACCCGCACUUAGACAAAACGGUCRAAGAAACCGGCAAGAGCCACAACCAGAGGUCAAUUUCUAUGACUUCAAGGACUAGUAAGCAAGCGGUGGUGGAUAAUCCUGAAGAAUCUGCAGAAGCCAUUAACCUGAAGAUGAUCAUAACGAAGGAAAACGAUCAAGAAACAGAAUUGCCUGAUGCUAAAGAAGAAGAAGAGGUGAUUGAUGUGCCUCCAGAAGACUGCGAUCUCUUUACGGGUGAGUGGGUUUUCGACAACGUCUCUCAUCCCCUCUACAAAGAAGAUGAAUGUGAGUUCCUCACUGCACAGGUAACGUGCAUGAGGAAUGGUAGAGAGGAUUCUCUAUACCAGAAUUGGAGAUGGCAACCCAGAGAUUGUUCUUUGCCCAAAUUUAGUGCAAGAUUGUUGCUUGAGAAGCUCAGAGGAAAGCGACUUAUGUUCGUUGGCGACUCGUUGAAUCGAAACCAGUGGGAAUCCAUGGUUUGUCUGGUUCAAUCCGUCAUCCCUCCUGGCAAGAAGAGCUUGAACAAGUUUGGUUCGCUUUCUGUUUUCAGAGCUGAGGAAUAUGGAACUACUGUGGAGUUCUACUGGGCCCCAUUUUUGGUCCAAUCGAACUCGGAUGAUCCAACCAUGCACAGCAUUUUGGACCGGAUCAUCAUGCCCGAGUCAAUCUCCAAGCACGGAGAGAAUUGGAAAGAGGUAGAUUAUUUGAUUUUCAAUACAUACAUAUGGUGGAUGAACACCCUCCAGAUGAAAGUUCUGCGAGGGUCAUUCGACGAGGGGGACACGGAAUAUGAUGAGAUCGAACGGCCAAUAGCCUACGAGAGGGUCUUAAGAACAUGGGCCAAGUGGGUAGAUGAAAAUGUGGAUCCGAGACGUACCGCAGUUUUCUUCAGCAGCAUGUCUCCUCUUCAUAUCAAGAGCACGGACUGGGACAAUCCGAAUGGGAUCAAGUGUGCAAAAGAGACCACCCCGGUGUUGAACAGAACGAGUCGUUUGGAAGUGGGGACGGAUCGGCGGCUCUUUGGGGCGGGGAGGAACGUGUUUGAAUCGAUGAAGGUGCCAGUCUACUUUCUCAACAUAACAACCCUAUCCGAGUACCGGAAGGACGCACACACCUCAGUCUACACCAUUCGUCAAGGCAAGAUGCUUACACCGGAGCAAAAGGCCGACCCCGCCACAUUCGCUGAUUGUAUCCACUGGUGCCUACCGGGCUUGCCCGACACAUGGAACGAGUUCCUCUACACUCGUAUCAUCUCUCGCUCCUCCUCAUCCUGAGUCCUGACGCACCACAUGAUUCACCCAUCAUCGAUCCCUAGCUCUAUUUGUAAUUCAAAUCGAUCCUCCCUCAUUUUUCUUCUUCUUUCUUUCCUUGUUUCUUUGAAUUCUUGAUCACUAGGUUUCAGAAGCUUUUGUUUAAUUUCUCUAGUCAGCCUGAUUGGCUGAAAUAUGAUAGGCAGCCAAGAAGGUGUGCUAUGUUUCAGGCAAGUCGCGAAUCAUGGACCCCUUGAAACUGGUCAUCGCAAUUUGCCUGCCUCAAAAAAUGUAUAAUGGACAUUCCACAGAAAAGAAAUAAAAAAAAAAUC
This is a messenger RNA of Nelumbo nucifera (sacred lotus), 1977 nucleotides long. Its product is annotated as xylan O-acetyltransferase 1-like. The record is from RefSeq and is a predicted model, not a curated record. Gene Ontology annotation, cellular component: Golgi apparatus. Gene Ontology annotation, molecular function: O-acetyltransferase activity. Lineage: Eukaryota; Viridiplantae; Streptophyta; Magnoliopsida; Proteales; Nelumbonaceae.